GCGGGCUCAGCAGGGCAGGCAGGCGGACAAGCGAGAAGACCGGCACCGCCGGGAACCUGCAGAAGGAGAGAACCACGCGCUGGGGAUGUGACUCCGCGACCAGAGAGGACUCGCGCUAACCCACCCAGCGGACCCCGUGAACCAGUUGCAAGCAGCUAGGGCAGGAAAAUGGCCCUUGACCAGUUGUCAUGCCCCAGCUUAUCCCAGUGUCCCAUUGUGCCAUUGGAGAUGCCCUGCUUGUGACGUGCUGAAUGAACCCGGGCUCCUGAAGUCCUCUUCUGGGGCCUCAGUUUCCUCAUCCAUUCAAGAAGGCAUCCGCAGGUCCUGCCCUUGGCCCCUUGGCCCCUGGCCCAGCCUGGCCAUGGCACUGUGCCUGAAGCAGGUGUUCUCCAAGGACAAGACGUUCAGGCCGCGGAAGCGCUUUGAGCCGGGCACGCAGCGCUUUGAGCUGUACAAGAAGGCGCAGGCGUCUCUCAAGUCCGGCCUGGACCUGCGCAGCGUGGUGAGGCUGCCGGCGGGCGAGAACAUAGAUGACUGGAUCGCCGUGCACGUGGUGGACUUCUUCAACCGCAUAAACCUCAUCUACGGCACCAUGGCCGAGCGCUGCAGCGAGACCAGCUGCCCAGUCAUGGCCGGUGGGCCUCGCUACGAGUACCGCUGGCAGGACGAGCGCCAGUACCGGCGGCCGGCCAAGCUCUCGGCGCCGCGCUACAUGGCGCUGCUCAUGGACUGGAUCGAAGGCCUCAUCAACGAUGAGGAUGUCUUUCCCACGCGCGUAGAGGGAGAUGACAGAGCGGAUUUGUCACUGAGCCCAGACCUGGACCUUGUUGACUGUCAGAUGGACCAUCUAAACACAGAGUGUCCAGGGGAGGGGACCCUCAGAAGUCUGGUGGCAGAGGGACCUGAAGGCCCUGGAGCCCCUCCACACAUCCAAAGUCCCUGAACCUCUGGUUCUCAGGAAUCUGCCUACAUGUCCUCCUGACUGCUUGGGAGUAGAGAAAGGAAGAGCUUAAAGGCAGGCAGACAGGAGGAAAGGAGGAGCUAACCCCCCAGCAUGAAGUCUAGAGGGUUUCUGCUCUGACACUUGACCCUUCCAUGGUGCUUCCCAAGCCUGUUUGGGGAGUGUGGAUAUGGCUGAAGUGAUAGCAAGAAAGGUGCAAGAGCAUGAGCAGCUGGUCUGUGAGUGGACACAGAUGAGAUGAGUGUGUAUAUGUGUGAUAUUGACUAUGGGGUGUGUCUGUGAGAGCAAGCUGCCUUAGACCCUUCCUGGCACAUGGGCCCUCCAUAAAUGUUAGGUAAAUGGAUGGAUAGAUGGAAGGAAGUAGGGACUAGGGCCUUCAGACCAUGACCACUUAGGAGUGAUGACAAGUCAGUCACCCCAUUUGGUGUGCCUGACCUUUGUGUGUUAAAUGCACAAACUGUGGUUGUAGAUGUAGCUCCAUAUUUGAACCUUCCAAGCCACCAUUUUCCAUCAGCAUGACUUCUGGGGAGCUGGUAGGAGUUAGGAAGGGGAGCCCUAUCCUGAGUACCUAAAAUCUUGGCCUACCAUCAACACGGGUUCAGAUUUGCUCAGCCAGAGAUGCUCAUGUGCUAUCAUUUCCCUCAUCCCUCUGCCUCCAGGAAGGCCUAGUUAUAAACAGCCUCCUAGGCAUCAGCGGUGAUCCCUCAUGUCCACAAAGGUCCUCUGUCCUUAAAUCAGGAAUCAUACACUCCAAUCUAGCUCCCCAAAUCUCCAGAUGUGGUUGUGAGGAUCUGAAACCCAGUAGAAGAUAAUCCUCUAACUCACAGAGCUAAUGAACUUGAACUGGGAAACUCCAGAGCUUUAUCUCCCAUCUGGGAUAUUGAGGACCACACAGCUGUGAACAGACUCUUCCAGGCUUGGAGAGCCCCCAUCCUGCAAGUACCUGCCUCCUUCCCAACCAUCACUGAGACAUUCCAGCUGGUUGGAUUUCAGAGCAUAGCUACCCACAGAGAAACUGGCAUGGUCAUUCAGCUCUUACUACUCAGCACCUCCAUGUCCAGCCCUGCACCCAGGCAUACAAGUGAGAAAACUGAGGCAGGGACAGGGCCCUCCUCUCCUGGAGACAGUGGGCUAGGGGGCCAGGAUGGAGAACCAGAAGGAAUCAGGAUCAUCCAGUCUCGCUUACAGAAACAUCCGUGGACACAGGAGAAAACUGAAGCCAGAAGAGAUGUGGGAGAAAUUGUCCAAGGCCUCCCAGCAAAGCUUUUGUGGAGCUGGAGUAGAAACCAGGGGUUCUGACUUUCACCCCAGGCCUCUGGAUUGCCACACAGGGAGAUGAGAGGCACUCCAAAAGAGUGUUUGACAGCUCUCUCCAGAACACAGCUGUUUUUUGCUUCGAGCAAGGAUUGCUAGCCUGAUGCCAGAGUACCCCACCACCCCUGUGGUCUGCUGGGGUUGUCUGCUGAUCCAAGCCUCCAAAAUCAUGCCCCUCUCCAUGGCCCUGCAGCUGCCAGAUCUCUGGGGAAGCAGAUGGGUCUCCUGGGGUGAGCCAGCUGGACCUGGGACAGCUGCCUCCAGAAAUUCCCAAGGGAAACACUGGCUCAGCAGCUUUGCCAGAAAUUCUGGCGUGGGGCUGGGGGUCUGGGGUUGGAGGGUAGUCAAAGAUUCUCCCAAAGAGGACUGUGUAUUGGGAGUUGGAGUCUAGGCUACUGCCAGUGCUGAUUAUGAAAGGGGGGGAGCGGAAUGGGGACAAUCUAUUUUUUGUGAAACGGGGAAAAUUUAUCUUUGUUAUUUUUGGUAAAAUAAAGGAGGCAAACUAAAGG
Molecule: messenger RNA, 2784 nt
Organism: Dama dama (fallow deer)
Lineage: Eukaryota; Metazoa; Chordata; Mammalia; Artiodactyla; Cervidae
Gene: MOB3C
Product: MOB kinase activator 3C
Exons: 4
Coding region: 362-943 (193 amino acids)
Biological process (GO): positive regulation of protein phosphorylation; signal transduction
Cellular component (GO): cytoplasm; nucleus
Molecular function (GO): protein kinase activator activity
Source: RefSeq, a predicted model, not a curated record